Molecule: messenger RNA, 1017 nt
Organism: Plasmodium gallinaceum
Lineage: Eukaryota; Apicomplexa; Aconoidasida; Haemosporida; Plasmodiidae
Product: Rpr2, RNAse P, putative
Exons: 1
Coding region: 1-1017 (338 amino acids)
Source: RefSeq, a predicted model, not a curated record
AUGAAUGAAAAAAAUAAGGAGAAAAAUGAAGUAAACGCUUAUGUUAAUAAAGUAAAAUUUUCUCUUAUAACAGGAGAUAAACUAAUUGAUAAAAGAAUAGAAUACUUAUGGAAUUUGGCUUUAUCUACUAUUUAUGUUAAUGCAAAAUUAUCAAUGAAAUACAUUACUUUAAUAAAAAAAAUAUCAAAUAACAAUUUACUUUUUGAUCAUAUAUGUUGUCACUAUUGUAAUUUAAUAUAUAUUCCUUUUUAUAAUUGUGAAAUAAAAGAAAUACAAGACAAAAAUACAAUUUUAUAUAAAUGUUUUUUAUGUAACCAUAAGAAACGUGUAAAUUUACAAAAUCUUAUUAAACAAAAAAAAAAUAAUUCUUUUAAAACUAAUAAAUAUCCAAAUAAUUCUACUGAUUUAAAUUUUUUCUUAAUAAAUGAUAUUGAAAAAUUUGCCAUAAAAAAAAAAAAUGAAGAUGAAAAUAAUGAUAAUAACAAAAACAUAAAUGAAGUUUCUAUAAAUAAAGAAAAUAUAAAUAUAGAAACGAAGAACGGAGAAAAUGUAAAUACAGAAAUUGAAAAUGUAGAUAAUAGAAAUAUAGAAGAGGAGGACGGAGAAGAUGUAAAUAUAGAAAUUGAAAAUGUAGAUAAUAUAAGUAUAAAUAAUAAAAAUGAAGAAAAUAUUAAAGAAGAAAAAGAUGAUAAUGAAGAAUAUUUUAAAAAUAAUAUUUAUGAAAAUAUGAAUGAUCUUUUUAGAAUUGAUUAUGGUAAACAAAAUGAUAUAAUUCAAAAAUCAUAUUAUAAUUUCAACAGUUAUAGCAAUAAGGACGAAAUAUUUAACAAUACUAAUAGUAAAAUUAAAAAAAAUGAUAGUUCAUCUAAAAAUAAUAAAAUAAAAAAAAGAAAAAACGAAAAUAAAAUAAGUAGAAAUGAAGAGUCUAAUGUUUCAUAUUUUAAUACCAAUGAUAACUUUUUAAAUUUUAACAAACAAAAAAAAAAAAAAAAAAAAAAUAUAUUGGAUAUACUUUAA